Molecule: messenger RNA, 2697 nt
Organism: Numida meleagris (helmeted guineafowl)
Lineage: Eukaryota; Metazoa; Chordata; Aves; Galliformes; Numididae
Gene: KCTD15
Product: potassium channel tetramerization domain containing 15
Biological process (GO): protein homooligomerization
Molecular function (GO): protein binding
Source: RefSeq, a predicted model, not a curated record
GAGGGAAGAAGCAUGUCCCGUCUGUCUCUAACACGGUCCCCAGUUUCUCCUCUGGCUGCUCAAGGAAUUCCUCUCCCAGCUCAGCUCACCAAGUCGAAUGCUCCUGUGCACAUCGAUGUAGGAGGACACAUGUACACCAGCAGCCUGGCUACCCUGACCAAGUACCCAGACUCCAGAAUAAGUCGUCUGUUUAAUGGCACAGAACCUAUUGUCUUGGACAGUUUAAAACAACAUUAUUUCAUUGAUCGAGAUGGUGAAAUUUUCAGAUAUAUAUUAAGCUUCCUAAGGACAUCUAAGCUACUGCUCCCAGAAGACUUUAAGGACUUUAAUCUUUUAUAUGAAGAAGCAAAGUAUUACCAGCUGCAGCCAAUGAUUAAGGAACUUGAGCGAUGGAAACAAGAGAAAGAACAAAGGAAACAUUUCCAGCCUUGUGACUGCUUGGUUGUAAGAGUGACUCCAGAUCUGGGGGAAAGAAUUGCAUUGAGUGGGGAGAAGGCUUUGAUAGAAGAGAUCUUCCCUGAGACCGGGGACGUCAUGUGCAACUCCGUAAACGCAGGCUGGAACCAAGACCCUACCCACGUUAUUAGGUUUCCUUUGAACGGAUACUGCCGGUUGAAUUCAGUGCAGGUGCUCGAAAGAUUAUUUCAGAAGGGAUUUAACAUGGCAGCUUCCUGCGGUGGUGGGGUGGAUUCCUCUCAGUUCAGCGAAUACGUGCUGUGUCGUGAAGACAGACGACCACAACCUACUCCAACGAUCAGAAUAAAACAGGAGCCCCUGGACUAGACCCUACCUGUACUCCUUUGUAACCAUAGAAGUGUUUAAUAGUCCCUUAUGUGAAACACUAAGGAUUUGCAAAACAGUAUUAGCAAACAGAUUUUGACUUUACGUUGCCAAUUAGUGGUAUUCUGAAACUACCUGUCACAUAGCCAGCCAUGAAAUGCAUUUGAAAAACCAGUUGUCCGUUUUCCACGAUGAAAUUACUGAGCACGCUCAGCAUACGAGGCUUGGUGGGAACGUACUUUGAGCUGAACAGCUGCGGUGGUGGAAAAGGCAAAGCUUCGUACAACCCUGACCCCAGAAUGGACUUCUGCAGAAAGGGCAAUUAAAGCAAUUUGAAUCAAUCAGCAGGAGGAGCCAUUCCGACAGCCUUCCCAACGAUACCCAGACAUGCGACGUGCGGAAGCGCGGUCUCCGAGAGGAAGAUGGUACGUUAAAAACUGCACUGAGUUCCCUCCCGGGCUGCCACACCUCCUCAUAUCAGAUGUGCUUUACACUCCGUACAUUACAUUACACUUCUGUGAUUGUACUCAUUCAUGCUAGCAAAUGGCUUAUUUUUAUACAACAUUUCCAACUGAAACAUCUUUCUGUGGACAGAAUCUAGAAUCAGAAAAGGACCGAUUUAUGGUCAACUGGUGCUCAGUACUGAAAAAGAAGCAAAUAGACCAAACAAAAAAAAGCAACAAAAAAUUGACGAGGCCAAUGACGGCAAUACAUGCAAAAGUAGGGAUUUGGAAGCACAACAUAAAACUCCAUCAAACAAGGGCCACAUACCUAUGGUGGAGCUGUAGCUCUCUCGAAGCCAGUCGCGUUUUGACUCAGAAACUAAGUUUUGCAUCAUCGGAGAAUGAUGGUUCUGCCAGUGAGCUCUGCCGCCUCUUGUUCUUCAUUUAUGAACCGUGUUUAGGGGGACAGCCUACUCUUCAUGGGUCUGGAAUUUUUGCAAAAAGAUGUUAAAACCCUCUACCUUCCAUUGUCCGAUGAAAGCAGGCCAUGGUUUGUCGAGAUUGUUUUUCCUCUAUUAUUUUAAACUAUUAUUAAAAUACCAAUUGUGUAUCUGCCCUCUAUCUGUUUAAUUUUCUCUUUAAACAAGCCCACUGUCUGUAGGACGUUACUGUUCCUUCCACGAAUCAGUAUCGACUCUCUGACUUACAGGGCUUCCUAACUCAGGAGACAGCACCACGUUUGCAGGUGCAAGGUUAUAAAUAGCAUUCUGCUAAAUCCUCUUUAUUGCUGUUUAGCAUGAUUGGGUCCUCAGUAACUAAUUCACGUGUUAAUCACAAUUUAGUUUCUCCCACAUUCAUUUAUAGAAUACCCUUGUAGAUGCUGAAUUCUAAUUAAACUUUUUCGAUGCAUAAAUACAGCCAUACGUAACAGUAUUUGAUGGUUAACAAUUCUUUAAUGCCAAAAGGUUGCAAUCAGGCAAAAUAAAGAUUCAAGUUUAAGACUGAUAUGUUGGAAGUGACGAGCUGUACUAAAUAUGCAAGUUACAACCUCGGCAGAGGUCUGGUUUUUGGAUAAAUGUGGGAUGCCCAUCUAUGGAAAAUCAGACCUCUGCAGGUUUUUUCACCCUGGUUACCCAAACCAGAAAUCCCUUAGGAAAUUCUUAGCCUAUACAUAAUGGCCUGCUAACUUAGCAAAACAGUUGAGCAAAUCUGUCUACUUCAAAAGAGUUGUAAAGUUAUUUUAUUUUGUGGUUUUAUACUUGUAUGACACUCUAAAGUUCCUAGGCAUUGCCAUAUUUGAAUAUAUGGCACAACAUUCACCUUUGUAUGUAAGAUAUCUGUAGAAUUGUAUAUUAUACAUUUAAUAUUGUAAAGAACUUAACGUAUAAUUGUCAUGUAUUUGUGUAUGCACAUUUCUUAUACAGUACUCCAUGCCAUAAACAUUUCUGUAAAGUAAAUGAUCCAAAAUAAGCAA